AUGUCUCUAGACCAGAAGUCCAAGGGCAAAGUCGCGGAGAUAGAUGUCGACGACGAUAUCGAAAGGCAGACAUCACCAGAGAAUACACCAGGGUCCAUUCGCUCCUCGUACGAGAAGGAUGGAUACAAUGGACCAGACAAUGGCGAAGCGAACGAUAACCAGACUCCUAUCAGAACGAAAGGCCGCAUUGCCAUCAUCAUGUGUGCACUAGCCCUCGCCCUCUUCCUCUCCGCGCUCGACAGCACCAUCGUCACUACAGCACUCCCGAGCAUUGCAGAACACUUUCACUCGAGUUCAGGAUAUACUUGGGUGGGUAGCGCAUAUCUGCUAGGAAACGCCACCUCGACUCCGAUCUGGGCGAAAGUGUCUGAUAUAUUCGGAAGGAAGCCUGUACUCAUCGCGGCGAAAUUCGUCUUUCUGAUCGGAUCAUUGGUUGCUGGACUUUCGAAUAGCAUUGGAAUGCUGAUCGCGGCUCGAGAUGUACAAGGCAUUGGUGGGGGUGGUCUGAACGUGCUGGUAAGCAUUGUCAUAGGCGACAUAAUACCUCUCCGCAUACGUGGUGCAUUCUACGGAGCCAUGGGAGGCAUCUGGACCUUAUCUCUAGCCAUAGGACCGAUGAUAGGUGGAGCCCUGACCCAGGGCGCGAGCUGGCGAUGGUGCUUCUACAUCAACCUGCCAAUCGACGGUAUCGCACUCGUUGUACUAUUCCUAUUCCUGGAUGUAAAGACACCGAAGACUGCUCUCUUAGCUGGUAUCAAGGCGAUCGAUUGGAUUGGUGUUCUCCUGGUUAUUGGCGGUACGAUAAUGUUCCUGAUCGGACUGCAACUUGGAGGUGUCUCAGCGCCAUGGCAAUCAGCUGAAGUGCUAUGCCUGCUCAGUUUCGGCGUCACGACUCUUGCGUUAUUUCUCUUCUGGGAAUGGCGAUCCGCUCGAAGUCCAAUUAUGCCACAAUCAAUCUUCGCAGGCCGAAGCAACAAAGGAACGUUCGCCGUCGCUUCUCUCCACGGUUUUGUGUUCAUUCCCGUAACCUUCUACCUGCCGCUGUACUUCCAAGCAGUCCGGGGUGCGAGUCCAAUCCAAUCAGGCAUUUGGCUCCUGCCAACGGCAUUGUCGAUUGCAGUCGGAUCACCACUUAACGGACUUUUCAUCGGCAAGACUGGCCAGUAUCUGCCACCUAUAUACUUUGGCUUCGUUCUGAUGACCAUUGGCUACGGUCUCCUCAUCGACUUGGAUGCACACAGUUCGUGGGCCAAGUUGAUACCUUACCAAAUCAUUGCAGCCAUUGGGUUCGGACCUCUGUUCCAGUCGCCAUUAGUAGCUUUACAGGCACAUACUCCACCUAGAGAUCUCAGCACCGCUACUGCAGCGCUGACUUUCGUCCGCUCUCUCUUCACCAGCAUGUCCAUCGUAGUAGGCCAAGCAGUGUACGAGAACGCGUUUGCAAAGAAGAUUCCACAUCUCCGAUCGAUUCUUACACCUGAGCAAGCCGGAUCGAUCCUCAAUGGCAACAUCGGCGCAGCGACCAACCUUAUCGAACAACUUCCACAAGUCCCAAGGAACGCAGUCCGGGUUGCCUUUGCGAACAGUCUGCAACCAAUGUGGAUCAUGUAUUGCGCUUUCGCUGCCGUGGGAUGCGUUGCUAUGUUCCUCAUCAAGCGGAAGGAGCUGACACGUAAGCACGAGGAGACCGUGACUGGUCUAGAAGCUGAGAAGGCGAAUGCUGAGUUGCGUGAUGCCGAAAGAACGGCGAGAAGAGAAGCAAAGCAUCGUAAAAGGGCCGGUCCAUAG
Molecule: messenger RNA, 1788 nt
Organism: Recurvomyces mirabilis
Lineage: Eukaryota; Fungi; Ascomycota; Dothideomycetes; Mycosphaerellales; Teratosphaeriaceae
Exons: 5
Coding region: 1-1788 (595 amino acids)
Biological process (GO): transmembrane transport
Cellular component (GO): plasma membrane
Molecular function (GO): transmembrane transporter activity
Source: RefSeq, a predicted model, not a curated record